UCCAUGCAACGUGGAGUGCGAGGGACUGCCGUGGAUAGGCUUCGAGCUCAAUUUCGAGAGGAAAUUAUGUAACCGCGGAUUCAAUUUCCGGAUAGAUAGAUGCGGUCUGUGAGUUCUGUGCAACAUCCCAAAGCAGAACUGGUCUCAAUUGAUGUCUGGCAGAGGGAACGUGCACAUGAUUUGAUUUGAUUCAAUUUUGAUUUGACCGCGAGAGUCAAUCUUGUAUGCGUGGCGGGCUACUCUUUGAUCGAAUCUUGAGAGGGCGGGUUGUUCUCCUCAAGAUUCAUGUCUAUCUUUCGCCGUGUCGACAUUGCCCUCGGAGUCGGUCUUGCGGGGAAAUGUUGGAAAUAUGAAUCAGGCUAUUCAGGAGCUCGAGGCGUUACGACUCAAGGACACAGCUCAAACUUCGUCAUUACCACGAACGUGUUUGCGAAAGCUUUGCAACACAAGCUGCAAGAAGCGACCAGAGCGUCACCACCUUCUUGGUCGAGAAAAAAUCCAGAGGUUAUUGCAAGGAGUGGCCGGUCUUUACUGUAUGAGGAUUCUGACACCUAUGUGCUGAUGGAGCCCGGUGAAGAAGAGGUAUUCGUCAACGAAUCGGAGCUACGACAGAGAUUGAAGUCAUGGCUUGUCAAUUGGCCAGGAAACGAGCUUCCUGACGAUCUAGCGAAAUUAGGAAGGUUAGACGAUGUGAUAGAUUACCUUGUUGCUUCAGCUUGUGAGCUCGAUCUCGGUGGUGGUAUGGGUUCUAUACAGUGGUAUCAGGUGAGAUUGGAGUAAAGUCAUGGCCAGAUGUCUUUACUCCCCAUCGUGGCCUAAUGACUAAGGCCGUAUGAUUGUAUCUACUUGCACUUGAAAUCAAAACGUCUGUAGAUUAUCCCAG
Molecule: messenger RNA, 883 nt
Organism: Marchantia polymorpha subsp. ruderalis
Lineage: Eukaryota; Viridiplantae; Streptophyta; Marchantiopsida; Marchantiales; Marchantiaceae
Source: the annotation of a GenBank genome assembly